Molecule: messenger RNA, 902 nt
Organism: Pelobates cultripes (western spadefoot toad)
Lineage: Eukaryota; Metazoa; Chordata; Amphibia; Anura; Pelobatidae
Source: the annotation of a GenBank genome assembly
AUGGAGGAUAAAUCACAGCUAAGAGUCACGCUGUGCUGUAUGACAUAAUUUGGUUCAACCGCCACCUCCCCGCCGCGGCUGCAGCCAAAGGGGGCUUUCACGCCUGCCCAGCUAACGUACUGGUCGAACAAUAUCCAGGGUCUCAAUGUGCCAGAGAAGUGCUCACGCCUGCUCAAAAAGCUGUGGGCCGCGAGAGUGUCAAUGGUGUUCUUGAAGGAGACGCACUUCAGAGGCAGCGAAGCACCCAAACUAGAGAAUCGCCGCUUUCCAGCAGGAUAUUACGCAAACCACCCGGAUGCCAGGAAGGCAGGGGUGGCAAUAUUGUUCGCACACACGGUACCUUUCCAAUGCACGGCGACAUUGGCAGAUCCUAAUGGGCGCUACCUUUUUCUCAAGGGCACCAUAGCAGAUCAUACAUAUACCUUUGCAUGCCUGUACAGUCCCAACAGAAGACAACAUAUCUUCAUAAACCGAACCCUAACCAAGCUGGAGAGCUUCAGGGAGGGUCUGUUGGUGAUGGCGGGGGACCUGAACCUGCCGCUCGAACCCCGCCUGGACACCUCCAGAGGCACAAGCGCGGUGCCCGCACACUGCAUACAUACAACUCUGUGGGCCCUGAGCAGGCUGGGGCUGGUGGACUGCAGGAGGGCUAGUCACCCGGAUGACCGAGACUACACCCAUUACUCGGCGGUCCACUCGCACUACAACCGCAUUGACUACAUAUUCCUUGCGCAAGAAUUUCUGACUCUACUGCAUAAUACCGACAUCGAGCUGAUGGAACACUCCGAUCAUGCACCUGUGGUGGCUCGCACAAGAUCCCCACUGUUUAAACCUAGAGAACGACAGUGGAAACUUAAUGAGUCCCUUCUCGACGAUCUCGAACUCAAGACCACGGUAGUUGA